Messenger RNA from Portunus trituberculatus (swimming crab), 2135 nucleotides. RefSeq lists its product as uncharacterized. The record is from RefSeq and is a predicted model, not a curated record. The transcript has 6 exons. Lineage: Eukaryota; Metazoa; Arthropoda; Malacostraca; Decapoda; Portunidae. Bases 58 to 648 code for a protein of 196 amino acids.
GAGAAUCGGACAAGUUAGCCCGUCACUACUGUAGCCUAUAUAAGACGGUUCAGAGUAAUGGGUCUCGAACUUCGUAUACAACUGUGUUCAAGCAAGAUGGCUUUUUCUGUCGUGCGCGUCGUGAUCCUCCUGGGAGUGUUUCUUGGGGAUUGUGCACUCUCUCAAGAACUAAAGUAUGAGACUCAUCCUCCGUACGUCCAACCAGCCGUUCAGACUCUGACUUCUACCACGACUGUGACAGUCACUCACACUGUUCGUCAAAUAGUGACCUCUGGUGUGUCUGACGAAGUAAUAACUACAUAUACUCCUGUGGUGACCUCCCUCGUCACGGAAUACACCUUUACUGGAAUCGGUGAAGGAGCGGAUACAGCGGUUGUCACUAGUACAAGCACACCGGUCGUCGUGGUAACGAGCACCCGGGUCACCAGUCCAGUAAGAACUUUCGUGUCGAUUUUUUCCACCUUCGCAACAGUUACUGUGACGGUUGACUUAGUGUUCUCGGUCACUAGUGAGGCGACACGGCAUACGACCCAGAUAAGCCCCGUCUACGAGACCCGCGUGUUGCAGCAUGUGGUGGGGACAACGACAACCCUUUACUCCACCUUCACUACAACAUUAACUACUCAUGAACGCGGCUACCAUAAUUAGUGCAUAACACGUGAAUAAAAUGUGUAUCCGUGCUUUGAGUAAUGAGUAAUAAAAUUGGCUAGUUACCUUACUCUUUUCUUGAAGUACUGAGAGCUGCAAGGUGUCCACGAAUUAAUGGACGGAUAGCGUGUACAUUGAGAAGUGUUUAAUGGUUUGAUACGAGUAACGAGUAAUAAUGUUUACAUAAGGUUUUUGUCAGUAGCGCAUGACGCGACUUCAUGCUGUGGUAAUAUACUCACUGUACUUCACGUUUAUAAUUUUUUUACACGCGCUCGGCCAUUAUUGGCUCGUACACUGAUGUUAUUGAAUGUAAAAAAAAAUAACGACGAAAAGGGAAAUGUGUAUACAUACUAUCAUACAGAAGCGUAAAGGCUUGAGUUACCCUACAUAAGUAUAAAAUGCUUUAACAAUUACAAAGGGUAAUAUUACCAUUGGUAGCCCGGUCUCGGUGCUCAAACCUUCAUUUUUCAGUGACUGAAUGGUAACCGACAAGCCUCUCAGAGGAUUGCUUGGUUCACGUGAUACUAAAAACUUUAAUCUCGCAUGUGGUAUUAGGUUCAAGUUGAUCCCUAUAUGGUAUUUGGAUUUCCAUCAAGGUAACGGGACUAGUGUGUAUUUACUGCAGAUAACACGCACAUAGCACUGCUACAUCCUGAAUGAGACUUACGAUUGUUGAUUUUUCGUCAUUUGCAUGAUUUUUACUACAGUAUGGCUGUCUACUGUAUAUAACAUAGUUGGUGAGUGGAUAUCAAAAUGUGUUAGAUUUUCGAAGAAUACUAACUUAUCACGAUUACCUGUUCAUUGCUUGUGUUUACGUAUUAUAGCUAUAAGUACCCAUUACCAAAUUAUUCGUGUCUGGCCUGUGUGAAUUCAGCCUAUGUGAAACAUUUUAAAUAUUUAAUAUAUUUUUGUGUUAGACAUGAUAUCCAUAUAUUUGUAAGUUUUAUUGCAAAUUAUAUUGCAAGGCCAUUUAAGUCCACUACCAGACAGUGCCAAAUAACCAAAUGCUAUUGCCAAAUGCAAGAUAGAAAACAUUCUAUAACAGUGUACACGUUUUUGCCAUAUCUACGUCGUGCCAUGUGGCAAGGCUGAGCUAUGGUGGCGACACGCUGGGACCAGGUCAGGAUGGAGCACACUGGAGCCGUCAUACUAUAGGUUGCAGAAGUAGUAGAAGCAUAGUUAUAGUCCUCACCCUGCCCUUGUUUGGGUUUUAUAGUAGAGAUAAGGAGACGACUCGGUAGAACUUUUGUCUCACCUAAGUGUGUGUGUGUGUGUUUCUUUUGUGUAACUUUUUUGUAAACGUAAAUUGUUCGGAGGGUCGACUUUGGUGUAUACAACAUGCUAGGUUUUAAUCCAUUUGCUUUCGGCUAACCUAACAAGCUGCCUCCAUAAACGUCCCAUUGAAUCCAUCCCUGCUUCCCGAGGCACUCAGGAAAAUUGCAACUGACCUUAUUUGACAUGCAAUAAAGAACGAUACGGGAAUGUCA